CUGUCUUAGUGAAAUUAAUCUUGAAGUUGCUACGUAUUUGGUAGUGGAAAACAAUGCAAUAUCACAUAAACAAGUAUUUGUAGUUGGAGUGUUACAAGAACUUCGGUAAAACUGUGGUGUUAUUUAUUUGACGCUGAUCUGGUAGUCGUUUGUCUCUAGCAUCCCGCGCGACGCCAUCAAGAUGGCCGCCGUGUGCAUUGAUUGGGUAGUCUUCCCGCAUUUAUUCACAGCGUCCAUCAGCUUGAGUGGCUACGAGCUAUGUGCACUUGUAAUCAAAGUGCAGUGCGUGGUAUCUUCAUAAGGAUGAUAUUUGGAUGCGUCUUGUCAUCCAUUUUCUCGUAAUGUGAAGUACUGACUGACAUUUUGUCGCCGGAGUGGGUAUUUUUGUCAGUGGAAACUGUGCAUCUUUCGUUUCCGAUGAAUCUGUACAGUUGUAACACAGCAAAGUGACGAAAAUACAGGAGCAGCGGAGAAUUUCACAGGGUGCCGCACAUUUGAGGGUGCGGCAUGUGAAUUUAUCUUCUCUCUCCUGUGCCAGAACAGAGCCGGUACACCAUGAACAAAAAGUUGUUCGCAGCCAUGAUGCGGCGGCGGGUGUCGUGCCCGCAGGUGACACAGCAGCUGUGGGACGCCAUCGCCACGAUCCGCGCCCAGCGCCAGGUGCCCAACAUGGACCGCAUUUCGCGGUACAUGUCGCGCGUGCACCAGAUCAACGAAGACGAGGUGCGCAGGCAGCUGAAUCACUGCGUGCGCGACAACCUGAUCCGCAUGAUCAAGCGCAUCGGCUGCAAGGGGUCGAAGAUUGGGAUUGAGCAGGAGGGCUAUGCUCUUCCGAAGGAAGGGGUGAAGGACGACGGGCACGACUGGUACUGCUUCUCGUGCCACCGUGGCGGCGACGUCAUCUGCUGCACGUCGUGCCACCGCGUCUACCACCUGGCGUGCCUGGCCCGCGGCGAGCUGCCGGACGAGGACGUCAAGAACACCUUCGUCUGCUCCGUCUGCAAGGACAUGGGGGUGGAGCGAGACGACAAGAACCGCAUGAAGCGGAGCCAGCUUAACCACCUCCUGAGCUUCACCUGCAGCCGGUUACGUGAGCGGCUCCCGGCGAACCUCUGCGACCGCACCGCAGCGCCGCCUCCGCGGAACCCGUACGCGAUCCCCGAGCGCACGUCGGCAGUCGUGCACCACCACCCCGCGGGGUCGCUGCCGGUGGCGCGGACGGACGUGCAGGGGCAGUCGGAGAGGUGGCGUGCCGCUUUCCUCAUUUACCGGCCCACGGACCUCAAGACGAUGGAGCACAAGGCCAGCGAGGGCAAGUACCGCCUGCUCGAGGAGUUUCGCGCCGACGCCAUGACCAUCGUGCACAACGUCGUCAUCUACCACGGCGUGCACAGCAGCCUGGCGGACAUGGCUCGGCAGAUGCUGCGGGACUGCGUCUACGACCUGACGGAGAUCCGGCAGUGCCGCGACUGCUACCGGGUCUCCAACGAGAAGAAAGACAAGCACUGGUUCUGCGAGCCCUGCCGCCCGCCCCACCAGCUCGUCUACGCCAAGCAGAAGGGCUUUCCGUACUGGCCGGCUAAGGUGAUAAAGGUGGAGGGAGACCAGUACGACGUGCGCUUCUUCGGCGGGCAGCACCAGCGCGCGCACAUCGAGAAGGUCCACAUCCGGCCCAUCUCCGUCAACAUACACACCUUGCAGGUGAAGCGCACGUCGUCGUGGAACAAGGCGUGCGAGGAGCUGCGCCGCCACCAGGAGCUGCUGAAGAAGCUGGAGAGCAAGGGGCGGCAGGCGUCGUCGAGUGAGGACGAGGACGACGACGAAGACGAGGACGAGGAGUCGAGCGAGGAGGAUGACGAUUCCGAGACAAAAUCCCCACCGCCGAAGAAACGCGGUCGGGGCCGCCCCCCGAAGAACCCCGCGGCGGUAGCGGUGGCCGAGGCGAAGAAACUGCAGCGGGCACCUAGGAAGGUGGGGCGGCCGAGGAAGGUGGUGAAGGAGGAGGAAGUGAAAGAGGAGAGCGACGACGACGAAGACGAGGAAGAGGAGGAGCAGGAGGAGGAGGAAGACGAUGACGACGAUGACGAGGACGAAUCGGAAGAGGAGGAGGUGGUGCCUGCCAAGCGACAGUCUGCCCCGGCAGCCGGCACCCGCAGGAAGACGACCACGGCUCUUGCCGCAGCAGCAGAUAAGGCGGACAAGCGCGUGUCGGCUCCCGCGCGUGUCCCCGUGGCGGUUUCCGAAGACGAGGAACACCCGGCCGCCGCCGCCACGGUCCCCGCGUCGGCCACGCCCGCGCUCUCGGAGGGCGGCGACAGCUCCAUAUCCUCCACCAGCAAGGUCAAGGCAGAGGUCAAGGUGCGCGAGGAGGAGGAGAUGGUGUCCUCGUCGUGCCAGGAGCCGCUGAGCACCGAGACGGUGGCCGUGCAGACGCCGCCGCGGCUGGUGCGUGACAUGCAGCAGCGCGUGCUCAAGGAGCUGGAGAAGACGCACGCAGACGCCCUCGCCAAGGUGAGGGCGGAGCUGGAACUGGAGCGACAGCGCGCCGUGCGGCAGCUGGAGGAGAAGCACGCCGAGGAGCUGCGCGCGCUGGAGGCGCGCCACAAGCAGCAGGUGUCCGAGGUGAAGCGCAAGCAGUGGUGCUACAAUUGCGAGAGCGAGGCCAUCUACCACUGCUGCUGGAACACGGCGUACUGCAGCAUCGACUGUCAGCAGCUGCACUGGCAGAAGGAGCACAAGCGCUUCUGCCGCCGCAAGCGCUAG
Schistocerca nitens (vagrant locust) is the source of this 2763-nucleotide messenger RNA. Its product is annotated as zinc finger MYND domain-containing protein 11-like. The transcript is spliced from 16 exons. Bases 556 to 2763 code for a protein of 735 amino acids. NCBI's taxonomy places the organism in Eukaryota, Metazoa, Arthropoda, Insecta, Orthoptera, Acrididae. Gene Ontology annotation, molecular function: protein binding; DNA binding; transcription corepressor activity. Gene Ontology annotation, biological process: regulation of transcription elongation by RNA polymerase II. The record is from RefSeq and is a predicted model, not a curated record.